AAAGGUGAACCUUCGCACACAGCAGACCCACUGAAGAAGCCUCCAGAAGUCUGUGACCAGGCCAAAGCAGCUGGGUGUGGGUUGACCUUGUUGGGCCCCCUGGGGGCCUCUGCUCUCUCUUCUGCUUGCCAGGUGCCAGGGUUAGGCCUCUAAGGCAGCCCCAGGACCCAUGGCCACCAGACAGGCUGGGAGUGCUGGGAGCAGCCUCCCUGGAGGGCAGAGGACUUCCACUUCCCUCUGCCCCACCUCUUGGGGCCUCCUGGGCUGGGCGAAUCAGAACGCAGGCCGCCAGGGACUGUCCCCCUGUGGGAGGACUGGUGGGACUGUGGAGUUAACCAGAACCCAUCAGGAAGUGCACAGGCGUCCCAGCGUGCUCCUCUUCCCUGCAGUCACGGGGAGCAUCUCCCAGAGGCUCCGCAGCCCAGGCUCCUGGUUCGUCUGCGGUCAGCCUGCCUGCUGGGGCCAUGUCAGACUACGAGAACGAUGAUGAGUGCUGGAGUGCCCUGGAGGGCUUCCGGGUGACGCUCACCUCGGUCAUCGACCCCUCACGCAUCACGCCCUACCUGCGGCAGUGCAAGGUCCUGAACCCCGAUGAUGAGGAGCAGGUGCUCAGUGACCCCAACCUGGUCAUCCGCAAACGGAAAGUGGGUGUCCUCCUGGACAUCCUGCAGCGGACAGGCCACAAGGGCUACGUGGCCUUCCUGGAGAGCCUAGAGCUCUACUACCCACAGCUGUACAAGAAGGUCACAGGCAAGGAGCCAGCCCGUGUUUUCUCCAUGAUCAUUGAUGCGUCCGGGGAGUCAGGCCUGACACAGCUGCUGAUGACCGAGGUCAUGAAGCUGCAGAAGAAGGUGCAGGACCUGACCGCGCUGCUGAGCUCCAAGGACGACUUCAUCAAGGAGCUGCGGGUGAAGGAUAGUCUGCUUCGCAAGCACCAGGAGCGCGUGCAGAGGCUCAAGGAGGAGUGUGAGGCCGGCAGCCGUGAGCUCAAGCGCUGCAAGGAGGAGAACUAUGACCUGGCCAUGCGCCUGGCGCGCCAGAGCGAGGAGAAGGGCACCGCGCUCAUGCGGAACCGCGACCUGCAGCUGGAGAUCGACCGGCUCAAGCACAGCCUCAUGAAGGCCGAGGACGAUUGCAAGGUGGAGCGCAAGCACACGCUGAAGCUCAGGCACGCCAUGGAGCAGCGGCCCAGCCAGGAGCUGCUGUGGGAGCUGCAGCAGGAGAAGGCCCUGCUGCAGGCCCGGGUGCAGGAGCUGGAGGCCUCGGUUCAGGAGGGGAAGCUGGACAGGAGCAGCCCCUACAUCCAGGUGCUGGAAGAGGACUGGAGGCAGGCACUGCGGGGCCAUCAGGAACAGGCCAGCACCAUCUUCUCCCUGCGCAAGGACCUCCGCCAGGGCGAGGCCCGUCACGCCCGGUGCAUGGAGGAGAAGGAGACGUUGGAGCUGCAGUGCCGGGCCCUGCGCAAGGACUCCAAGGUGUACAAGGACCGCAUCGAGGCCAUCCUGCUGCAGAUGGAGGAGGUCGCCGUGGAGCGGGACCAGGCCAUCGCCACACGGGAGGAGCUGCACACCCUGCACGCCCGGGGCCUGCAGGAGAAGGACGCGCUGCGCAAGCACGUGCGGGAGCUGGGCGAGAAGGCUGACGAGCUGCAGCUGCAGCUGUUCCAGCGUGAGGCACAGCUCCUGGCCGUGGAGGGCAGGCUCAGGCGGCAGCAGCUGGAGAUGCUCGUCCUGAGCUCCGACCUGGAGGAUGGCUCACCCAGGAGCUCCCAGGAGCUCUCGCUCCCCCAGGACCUGGAGGAGGACACCCAGCUCUCAGACAAAGGUGGCCUGGCCGGUGGUGGGAGCCAGGAGCAGCCCUUUGCAGCUCUGCACCAGGAGCAGCUUUCACUGACCCCCCAUGACGCAGGCCUGAGCAGCGGCGAGCCCCCAGAGAAGGAGCGGCGGCGCCUCAAGGAGAGUUUUGAGAACUACCGCAGGAAGCGUGCCCUCAGGAAGAUGCAGAACGGCUGGCGGCAGGGGGAGGCGGACCGGGAGAACACCACGGGCAGCGACAACACCGACACCGAGGGCUCCUAGCCGCAGCAGCGCGGGCCUGGCCCAGGGCACGCCCACCGGCCCUGCCACCCAGGGGUGCUGACGCCCUGGGCUUGGAACCGGGAGUCUGGUGCCCUGAAAGCCCCAGCCGGGCCGCCGAGCGUUGGGGUGUUCUGUUAAGCGGCCUUCAGCUUGCGGAGCCCACGCGGGUGCUCGCCACCCGUGCACACGCAUUUGUGUAACUUGAGGGUCUGCCGUAUUUCACCGUGUAACACACGAUACAUGCAUGCAUUGUGUUAGAAAACGCGCCUACGUAAAUAAAUAGCACGGGUGACCCGAAUUCCCGCUCCUAACUCGCGAGCAGCCCUGGGACCGUCCCUCCUCGCUACGGACCCGCCAUGUCCUCGGGGUGCGGGCAGCACGUGGGCGCAGGGCCCCCACCAAGCUGCCAGGGGGCGGCAGAGCGCAGCGCGCCCCGGCCCGGAGGCCCAGACAGGCCGCUUCCGCCCGGUGCCCGCUUCCAAGAUGGCGGGGGGGCGGGGCCCGCGCCGGGCGGCCCGAGUCGGAGGGCGGGAUGCUGCGGGCGGGAUGCUGCGGGCGGCGCUGCGCGGUGCGCCGAGGCUGCUGUGCCGCGUGCAGCCCCGGGAGUCCGGUCUGAGGCGGCUGUGGGGCCGCAGGGCCCGCACGGAGGUCGCAGGGAGGCGGCGGGCCUUGGCCUGGGGAUGGCGGCGCUCAAGCUCCGAGCCGGGGCCGGGGCCGGAGGCGGCGCUGGGACGCGUGGAGGUGGCGCACUACCAGCUCGUCUACACCUGCAAGCCAGGUCUGUGGGACUAGGUCCUCCAAGCGCAUCUCCAAGCUGGCCUAUCACCAAGGUGUGGUCAUUGUGACCUGUCCGGGCUGCCAGAACCACCACAUAAUCGCAGACAACCUGGGCUGGUUCUCGGACCUGAAUGGAAAAAGAAAUAUUGAAGAGAUCCUGGCGGCCAGAGGCGAGCAGGUGCACCGUGUGGCUGGCGAGGGGGCCCUGGAACUGGUUCUGGAGGCUGCAGGGGCCCCCACAUCCACUGCUGCUCCGGAAGUGGGUGAGGAUGAGGAUCCCACCUGCCCUGGCAAGAUGGAGCCGAGCUGACCCCUGCGCUCCCCGGCACUGUGGGACUUCUGCCUUCCAGAAGGAUAUUUUGGUCCUGGGCCUCUCCGGACUUGGCCUGUUUUCUAUCAAUAAACAAACAUCCCUUCCGGGUGCCGGGGCCUGUGGCCCUGGUGGCAUUUCUUUUUCUGGA
This is a messenger RNA of Sapajus apella (tufted capuchin), 3316 nucleotides long. It is a transcript of the gene CARD9, whose product is annotated as caspase recruitment domain family member 9. The record is from RefSeq and is a predicted model, not a curated record. Gene Ontology annotation, biological process: regulation of apoptotic process; positive regulation of canonical NF-kappaB signal transduction. Lineage: Eukaryota; Metazoa; Chordata; Mammalia; Primates; Cebidae. Bases 465 to 2078 code for a protein of 537 amino acids. The transcript is spliced from 15 exons.